AUGAUGAGGUUCGUAUUUGCGCUCUCGACGUUAAUUUUUGGAGUCGCCUCGACCCGACAAGAUAAUCCAUUUGGUCGUGAUAUUAAUCUGAAUCCAUUUCGAAAUGUGUCGAAACAAUGCGUUUCAGACACCGAAAUCUGGAUGAAAUCGCUUGAAGAGAUUUUCGCGGUCGUCGGCGAUUGUGUCGAGUUUCAGAAUUGCACUGACAAACAGGCAAAAGUGCUCGAAAAUAAUCAAUACGCAAUCAAACAACUUGACGCGUUUGGAAGAAUUCCGAGCCCCGGACUUCUCGAGAUCAGCCUAAUUGCCGAUGGUUCCUAUCAAGAGUGUCAAGGAGUUAGUGGUGUUAAAUAUGAAACCAAUUAUUGCUAUUUGGUCCUGGUUCCUGGAAAAAAUGCGAAAUGCCCAUCGGCUCCCGUUGCCGCGCUGAAACUCGCUGUUUGCAUGCCGAACAGCUGUGGAAAAAAGGACCUGGUGCAAUUGUUCAAUGAUCAGGAGUUUCCGUUCACUGCGUGCGAUGCUUAUUGCUCUCAUUUUCCAGUCAAAAAGGAUUCGGCCUUCUGGGGAUUCUCCGUGUUUUUGAUGGUUAUGGUAAUUAUUGCAAUUAUCGCGAGUGUCGUUGAUUACAUUAGAGAUGAAGGAUUCGGAAUACCAUCGUCAAAGGAGCGAAUUCUUCCGCUCAAAAUUCUUCUUGCAUUCUCAUUUUGGACGAACGCUUCAACGAUACUUUCUGUGAAAGAGCAGAAGCCGGGAUUCAUCAAAUCACUGGAUUGCAUUCGGCUAUUUUCGAUGAGCUGGGUUGUCGCUGGACAUUCGAUGAUGUGGUUCUUAUUUGGAAAUCAACUACUUCCUGUGAUGAAGGUACCGAAAAGCUUCUGGAAUCACAUAAUGACCAGUGCAGUUCUAUCCGUCGACACAUUCUUCAUUUUGUCUGGAAUUGUCGUCACUUAUCUGUUUUUCAAGACAAGACCUAAAAUGCGAAUGAUUAAGAAUCCGAUCACUUGGAUAUUAUUCUACGUCCAUCGAUAUUUGAGACUUACCCCAACCAUCAUGCUGUUCAUCGGCUUCUACACCGUCUAUGCCCCAUACAUUCAAGGAGCAUUUUCAGCUUCCCAAUUCAAUAAGCAAAUUCAAGAAGUCAACGUUUGCAAAUCAUCAUGGUGGAAAAAUUUACUUUAUAUUAACAAUUUCGGAUCGCAAGACUGUUACGCAAUCACGUGGUAUCUCGCCGUCGACACUCAGUUGUACCUCGUCGCCCCGAUUCUCCUCAUCGCUUUCUACUUCUCAUUCGCCGCUGGAACAAUUCUCACCGCGGCUGGAUGUGUCGCAAGCAUCAUCGCUGUCUAUGUGUUGUAUUCGGUGAACGAUCUGCCUGGAGAUUUCCUGGGAAAUGGAAAAUUGAACAACUACAAUGCUAUAAUGUAUUCAAAACCAUGGACACGAUGCCCGCCCUAUUUGAUCGGAAUCCUGACCGGCUACAUUAUAGCGACCUAUAAUAACAAAAAGAUUCGCGGGAAUUGGGCGAUUGCCGUCGUCGGCUGGGUGACGGCAUUUGGAAUUGCGUGCGCCUGCAUAUUCGCAAAUUAUGAUUAUGACGCCGGCUCGCACUGGAGCAUUUUCACACGAGCUUCCUACUACAACUUCUCACGAAUCGGAUGGUCCUUUGCUGUUUGUUGGGUCAUCUUAGCCAACCAUUUCGGCUAUGGGGGACCCAUCAACAAUUUCAUGUCCCACCCAAUCUGGCAGCCAUUCGGACGACUCUCCUACUGCGCUUACAUCGUCCAUUGGAUGGUGAUUCUCUAUUUCAUGAAUGUUGGCGAGAGACCUCUUCACCUGGUAUCCUUGUGGCAAGUGUAUAUUUAUUACGCAAUCCCUAGCACAUUUCUGUCAUUCAUAGCCGCAUUUUUUUGGAGUUGCAUGUUGGAAGUGCCAGUGUUGAAACUCGAAAAGAUGCUAAUUGUUAAUCGCCAUCCCAAAAUUCCCGUCGUGAACUCGUUUAAAAAUGUGUCGGCUCAAUGUGCCGCCGACACGAAGACUUGGUUGAACUCGCUCGCGCAAGUUGCUCUAGUCGUCGAUGAAUGUGUGGCGUUUCAAAAUUGCACAAAACGUCAGAUGAAGAUUUUGGAGGAAAACGCAUACGCUUUGAAACAGCUUGACGCGUUCGGCAGAUUUCCGAGCCCAGGACUGCUCGAGAUCGGCCUCAUUGAUGAUGGAUCAUAUCAGGAAUGUCAAGAAGCCAGUGGAGUGAAGUACGACACAAAUUAUUGCUAUUUGUUACUUAUGCCUGGAAAGAAUGCUAAAUGCCCAGCGAUUCCACUUAUUUCAUUGAAAGUUGCCGUUUGCAUGUCUGAUAGUUGUGGCAAAAAAGACCUGGUGCAAUUGUUCAAUGAUCAGGAGUUUCCGUUCACUGCGUGCGACGCUUAUUGCGCUCAUUUUCCUGUCAAAAAGGAUUCGGCCUUCUGGGGAUUCUCAAUCUUUCUAAUUAUUAUGGUCUCAAUCGCAAUUAUCGCAACAAUUUUGGAUUAUUUAAUAGAGGAAAUUUUCGGAAAUUCAUCUGCCACAAAAUCCAACUUUUUCCUUAAAAUUCUCCUUGCGUUCUCAUUUUGGACGAACGCUUCAACGAUACUUUCUGUGAAGGAACAGAAGCCGGGAUUCAUCAAAUCACUGGAUUGCAUUCGGAUGUUCUCAAUGAGCUGGGUUGUCUCGGGGCAUUCGAUGAUAAUGUUUCUGAUGGGCGACAUGUUAUUACCAGUUGAAAAAAUUCCGAAAAGCUUCUGGAAUCACAUAAUGACCAAUGCAGUUCUAUCCGUCGACACAUUCUUCAUUUUGUCUGGAAUUGUCGUCACUUAUCUGUUUUUCAAGACAAGACCUAAAAUGCGAGUGGUUAAGAAUCCGAUCACUUGGAUAUUAUUCUACGUCCAUCGAUAUUUGAGACUUACCCCAACCAUCAUGCUGUUCAUCGGCUUCUACACCGUCUACGCCCCAUACAUUCAAGGCCCAUUUGCAGCUUCCCAACUUAAUAAGGAUGUCGCUCAAGCAAAUAUGUGCAAAUCGUCAUGGUGGAGAAAUUUGCUUUAUAUUAACAAUUUUGAUAAUACCGAUGAGUGCUACCCAAUCACGUGGUAUCUCGCCGUCGACACUCAGUUGUACCUUGUCGCCCCGAUUCUCCUCAUCGCUUUCUACUUCUCAUUCGCCGCUGGAACAAUUCUCACCGCGGCUGGAUGUGUCGCAAGCAUCAUUGCUGUUUAUAUAUUGUAUUCGGUAUACGAUCUACCAGCCGAUUUGAUUGGAAAAGGUGACACAACGAAUUUCCAACCGAAAAUGUACGCAAAAGCGUGGACACGAUGCCCGCCCUAUUUGAUCGGAAUCCUGACCGGCUACAUUAUAGCGACCUAUAAUAACAAAAAGAUUCGCGGGAAUUGGGCGAUUGCCAUCGUCGGCUGGGUGACGGCAUUUGGAAUUGCAUGCGCCUGCAUAUUCGCAAAUUAUGAUUAUGACGCAGGCUCUCACUGGAGCACUUUCACGCGAGCUUCCUACUACAACUUCUCACGAAUCGGAUGGUCCUUUGCUGUUUGUUGGGUCAUCUUAGCCAAUCAUUUCGGCUAUGGAGGACCCAUCAACAAUUUCAUGUCCCACCCAAUCUGGCAGCCAUUCGGACGACUCUCCUACUGCGCUUACAUCGUCCAUUGGACGGUGAUAUCAUACUUCAUGAAUGUUGGCGAGAGGCCUCUUCACUUGGUAUCCUUGUGGCAAGUGUACAUCUCCUAUUCAAUUCCUUGCACAUUUCUAGCAUUCUUUUGCGCAUUCUUUUGGAGUUGCAUGUUCGAACUUCCAAUAUUAAAACUUGAAAAGAUGCUCAUCGAAGGGCUUUUCGCUGGAAUGGCAAAACCGUCGAACAAAAUUGAAGCCGAAGACGCCAAAAUUGAUAAAACGCAUAUUUAA
Molecule: messenger RNA, 3942 nt
Organism: Caenorhabditis bovis
Lineage: Eukaryota; Metazoa; Nematoda; Chromadorea; Rhabditida; Rhabditidae
Source: the annotation of a GenBank genome assembly